UCCAUUAUCUACGGCUGAAAAAAAGCCAUAUUAUUAUAUGUUUUGUUGUUGAUUCGAGAUAUGAACUAAGAAUGAGGCAAUUUUGGAGAGGUGUUUCUGAAUGGAGAAAGGAAGGUUUGCAUUUAUCAUCUGCAAGUGAUCAAGCUUGUAAACUAUAUGAUGCUGCACUUUCACAGUAUGUAGGUUGGUAUGAAGAUCCAUCUUUGGGUGGCUUAACAAAGACUAUUCAAGAUUUGGUAGCUUCUGAUCCAAAUUUUGUUAUGGGAAAAGCUCUCUCGGUUGGUUUAGAUUUAAUUGGAACUGGACGAAGUGUUUUAAUUGAUAAAGAUUUCCAGAAGGACAUUAAGAACUUGGAAUUAAUGAGUGAGAGUCAAGUUAACAUUUUGACUCCUCGUGAGAAGGACCAUGUGAAAGCUCUUGUCACAUGGGCUGACGGAAACUGGGUUGAAGCUACUACCAUUUGGGAUAACAUACUGGACACUUAUCCAACAGAUAUUUUAGCCCUAAAACUAGCUCACGAUACCUACUUUUACCUUGGUUAUCAAAAAGAAAUGAAGGACUCUGUUGAGAAAGUUAUUCCUCGUUGGAAUCCUGAAAUUCCUUUAUAUGGGCAUCUGUUUGGAAUGUACGCUUUUGGCUUGGUAGAAAUAGAAUCUUAUAAAAAAGCAGAGAAUAAUGCUAGGAAGGGAUUAGAAAUAAAUGCAAAAGAUGCUUGGUCCACUCAUGCUUUGGCUCAUGUUUUUGAAAUGGAAGGUCGUGUUGAUGAAGGUGUAAAUUUUCUUAGAAAUACAGCUGAAGAUUGGAAGAUGUGUGGCUUGCUAGCAUGUCAUAACUUUUGGCACUGGGCAUUGUAUCAUAUAGAAAAGGGUGAAAGUGAGGCAGCAUUAGAUAUUUUUGAUACCCAAGUCUCUGAAAGAAUGAAAUCUGGUACCAUGCUGGACAUAGUAGAUUCCACAUCAUUGCUGUAUCGAUUAGAGUUAGCCGGAAUUAAUGUGGGAGAUAGAUGGAAAGAUGUAUUUGAUUUGUGUCGUCCACACUUUGAUGAUCAUAUUUUGGCUUUCAAUGACAUUCAUCUACUUUUAUCAAGUGUAGGAUCUAAAAAUAAAGAUGCUACAAAUUAUUUGAUGUCUUCAUUACAAGAAUAUAUCAAUACUGGUUCAGGAGUAAACCAUACUAUAACCAGAGAUAUGGGAUAUUCCUUAUGUGAAGCAAUUGUUGCAUAUGAUGAAGGAAGAGUAGAAGACUGUUGUGACAUUUUAUAUCCUUUGAGGUAUAAUAUUGUACAAAUAGGAGGAAGUAAUGCUCAGAGAGAUAUGUUCAAUUUGCUUUUAAUUGCUGCUGCAAUGAAAUCUACUUGUAAGCACCACCAAAGUGUAUUAAGGCAAUUGCUGAGUGAGCGUACAAGAUUCAGAAGUAUUAGCCAAGUGGCAGAUUGAGUUGUGACUUAGCAGCUUUGUGAAUUGUAUGUAUGUUUUAUCUUUCUACAUAUUUCUGGUUCCUUAUUAUAGUU
Uloborus diversus is the source of this 1510-nucleotide messenger RNA. Its product is annotated as tetratricopeptide repeat protein 38-like. The transcript is spliced from 14 exons. The record is from RefSeq and is a predicted model, not a curated record. NCBI's taxonomy places the organism in Eukaryota, Metazoa, Arthropoda, Arachnida, Araneae, Uloboridae. Gene Ontology annotation, molecular function: protein binding. The coding region runs from base 72 to 1436 and encodes 454 amino acids.